ACAGAGAAAUUUCACCGGGCAGAACCAGAGAAACUCGUGAAAGUCGUAGAAGUAAUUCGAAAGAGCACUGCCCGGGUCAUUGUUGGUUUCCUGGCCCAUGUAGAGAUGAACAACCUUCUUGAGAAGUUAAGUCUGCACAACAUCACAGGCCUGCAGUUUGUUGGUGUGGAGGCAUGGAUCACUGCCAACAGCCUUGUGACUCCCACCAGCUUUAGUGUGCUGGGAGGUUCGCUGGGUUUUGCUGUGCAAAAGGCCAACAUCAGUGGCCUGGGUGAUUUUUUAAUCAAAGAUUUCUGGGAGACAGAGUUUAAAUGUAAGGAGACAAACAAGGACACCAAGACAGCAUCAUGCAAAGGAAACCAGGAUCUAAUUGAGCUUCAAGACAAUGAUGAUGAUGUUGCAGAGCUGCGAUACUCCAAUAACAUCUACAGAGCUGUCUAUGCUGUGGCCCAUUCUCUGCACAGCAUUCUAAAGUGCUCAAAAAGUCAGGGCUGUGACAAGACGAUAAAGGUUACUCCCUGGCAGGUAGUUGAAUCUUUGAAGCAGGUCAAUUGUACCAUUAAUAACGGAGACCAGGUGUGGUUUGACAGCACUGGAGCAACUGUGGCUAGGUAUGAGGUGGUGAACUGGCAGCGUGGAUCAGAGGACUCUGUCCAAUUUAAACAUGUCGGCUAUUAUGAUGCCUCCCUACCUCCCGGACAGAAGUUUGUCCUCAAUACUGAAGCCAUAUUGUGGCCUGGAGGGAAGACAGAGAUGCCUGUGUCAGUGUGCAGUAAACAAUGUCGUCCAGGAACUCAUAAAGUCCUUCAGAAAGGAAAGCCAGUCUGCUGCUAUCACUGCAUACCAUGUGCAGAGGGAGAAAUCAGCAACAGCACAGAUUCUAAUGACUGCAAAAAGUGUCCUGAAGAUUAUUGGUCCAAUCAAAACAGAGAUGCAUGUGUGCUGAAAAAUGUCGAGUUCCUCUACUUCACUGAGGUUAUGGGUAUAAUCCUUGUAUUUUUUACUUUGUUCGGUGUGUUCCUUACUUUAAUUGUGGCCACUCUUUUCUUGGUGAAUAAAGACUCUCCCUUGGUGAAAGCCAACAAUUCUGAGCUGAGCUUCCUGCUGCUCUUCUCCUUGACUCUGUGUUUCCUUUGUUCUCUGACCUUCAUAGGCCGGCCCACUGAGUGGUCCU
This is a messenger RNA of Anarrhichthys ocellatus (wolf-eel), 1174 nucleotides long. Its product is annotated as extracellular calcium-sensing receptor-like. Gene Ontology annotation, cellular component: plasma membrane. Lineage: Eukaryota; Metazoa; Chordata; Actinopteri; Perciformes; Anarhichadidae. The annotation marks the transcript as partial. The record is from RefSeq and is a predicted model, not a curated record. The transcript has 4 exons. Gene Ontology annotation, biological process: G protein-coupled receptor signaling pathway. Gene Ontology annotation, molecular function: G protein-coupled receptor activity.